Sphaerulina musiva SO2202 is the source of this 1128-nucleotide messenger RNA. Its product is annotated as N-terminal nucleophile aminohydrolase. The transcript is spliced from 4 exons. NCBI's taxonomy places the organism in Eukaryota, Fungi, Ascomycota, Dothideomycetes, Mycosphaerellales, Mycosphaerellaceae. Bases 19 to 1074 code for a protein of 351 amino acids. The record is from RefSeq and is a predicted model, not a curated record.
CUCAUCCUGUCCCUAAGCAUGUGUCGCUGGUUCGCAUACAUCUCUUCCACCGAGCCAUGUCUGCUCGAAGAUGUGCUUGUCUCGCCCCAACACAGCCUAGUCAAGCAAGUUUCCGACCAUUACCUACCGAAGCUGGUCCCUCAUAAGGGCGAUCAGCCAGCCGAGGACGACGCCAAAGCCCGAAACAUCGUCUUCAACUUCGACGGCCUCGGAAUAGCGUGGUACACUUCCUCGAAUGCUGACUUCGAAUUGGCCGACACGGGCGAAAGCGCAGACGGCACCCAAAAAGAUGGACUACGACCGGCAUUGUAUAAAACGAUUCAGCCUCCGAGGAAUGAUGGGAACUUCUUGUCCAUUUGUGCCAAUACGGAGACGAGAGUGCUCUUUGGCCAUAUCCGUGCGUCGUCGGGUACGGCUAUUGCGACUACUAAUAACCAUCCUUUCGUGUUUGGUCGGCAUACCUUCAUGCACAAUGGAGCGGCGAGUGAUUUUCAACAAAUCAAGCGAGCUGUGAUUCAUGAGAUGAGCGAGGCUGCAUAUGCACGUGUGUACGGUGGCACAGACUCCGAACACAUCGCAGGACUCUACAUGACCUACCUAACAUCUAGCGGGGACGCCUCGACUUUCGAAAACAUUUACUCUCCGCAAGAAAUGACUGCAGCGCUGCACAAAGCCGUAGCAACCAUCAUCGGCCUCCAACACAAGAUCCUCGGCUCCGCGAAAAGAGCCAACUCCCUCAAUCUAUGCGCCACGGAUGGCGUUCACCUAAUCGCCUACCGUUUCCGAAACCACAAGACUUCUCAACCUCCCAGUCUAUAUUACAGCACCAAAGCUGGAGUGACUUUGAACAGGAAAUAUCCUGACAAUGCCGAUGGAGUCGCUCGACCACAGAGAUAUGUUGGAAUUCCAGAAGAGCGACAUGGAGAUCAUCUCAUUGUGGCUUCGGAGCCGAGUACUUACAAAGAAAAUGAUUGGGAACUGAUUGGAAGGAACCAGUACCUCGUUUCCGGACCCAGUGGCAUAUUCGAGGUUCAAGAUUGUCCUUAUGGAGCGGGAUGGGAUGGCCUGGACUGAGUGCCAGAGUGUGUCGUUUUAGGUACCAUCUAAUGGCUGAUAACAUUUGCGUCA